Saprolegnia diclina VS20 is the source of this 420-nucleotide messenger RNA. RefSeq lists its product as hypothetical. Lineage: Eukaryota; Oomycota; Saprolegniomycetes; Saprolegniales; Saprolegniaceae. The coding region runs from base 41 to 358 and encodes 105 amino acids. The record is from RefSeq and is a predicted model, not a curated record. The transcript has a single exon.
UGCUAAUCUGCGUCGUCCAAGUAACGUGUUGUCUAUUGCUAUGGUUGCCAAGUCGGUGGCCUCCUGGGACGAGAAGCGCGCGGUGUGCGGCAACUGCAAGCAUAUUUUCCUCAAAGCCCAGAGCCGAAUCGCGGGCUACUGCUCCGUCGACUGCCACGCCAAUGCCACGUACCUCGACACGGUGCAGCAGCGCAUUCGGGCCAUGCGACUGGCCGCCAACGAACCGACGCCCGCCGAGCCGGUGGUGGCAGCAGCGCCCGUCACGGUGGACGGCUCAAACAGCACGUUCGCCGACUUUUACACGGCAAAGCUGUCGCCUGGGCACGCCGUCGAGUGGUCGUUUAGCGCCAUGUACUAGAUGUCAUUUUGUAGUUUUAAAUCCCAUUAUUUAAUUGAAUAGAUCUUUAUGUAGUAGCCAAA